AUGAAGACCAGGGUUCAGAUCCUGGCAGUGGAUUCUAGAUUUGUGGGUGGGAGUGAUUGCUGGGCGUACGCAGUGGUGGCAGCGGUGGAGGCAGCCCACAGGAUUGCAAGCAACUGGGCGCAGCCCCCCGUGCUGUCGGUGGAGCAUCUGCGCCUUGCCCUCUCCUCCAACUGCGACGGUGACUCGCCCACCAAGGCGCUGCAGUUCCUCCUCAACGCCACCGCGCACGGCAAGGGCUUGCUGGAGGAGGCUGCGUACUCUCAAGGGCUGGCUCUUGAAGGAAGAUCGUUGGCGAGCACCCCCACGUACUAUGGAAUUCGCGGCAUCGAGCGCACGGGGUUCUACGGGUGGCUUGGGCUCAUGCUGGCAGUGCAGCGCCAGCCUGUCAUUGUGCACAUCGAGGCGUCCGCACCCUCCUUCCAAGACUACGAUGGGAGAGGCAAGUAUGCGGACAAGGAGUGUUUCAGCAACCACCUGAAUCACGUGGUGCUGGUGGUGGGCUACCUCUCUGCGGGCCCCUUUAACUCCGCCGUGCCGCCGCCCUUCUGGAUCAUCCGCAACUCAUGGGGCACAGGCUGGGGCGACCAGGGCCACAUGCGGAUGGACAUUCGCAGUGGAGAUGGCAUUUGUGGCAUCAACACUCUCCCAGGCCUCUUCCCGGUCGUCAGAAGCAGUGCUGAUCCGUGUGGAUCACGCUCCUUCCAGUACGGCGUUCUAGGCCCGGCCUUCAACCCGUGUGGGCGGUUCAACUGCAGCAAGAAGGGCACCAGCAAUCGCUGCAAGUGCACUGACGCUCGCUUUGCUCAAGUCAAGAACACCGAUGGGUCGUACACCUGUGCCUAUGUGGACGUGUGUGGGUCCAGCACUCGCAACCCGUGUGUGGUGGGCACGUGUGUGAACGAUGGCAAGGGCAGCUACUCCUGUGUGUGUCCCCCAGGGUUCAUCCAGGGCACCACCCUCGCCAACACCGCCUCCUGUGCUCCGGGUAACACCCCUCUGCUGCUCUCCUCCUGUGCUCCGGGUAGCACCCUCCUGCUGCUCUCCUCCUGUGCUCCGGAGAUGCAGGGGGGGGUGUACACCGUGCGGCAGAGCAACGUGUGGUGCUCCGAUGUGCAUCCCAUAUUCGCCCUCACACUAGACCAGUUCCUGCAGCAGAACAAGCCAUUGUCUCUUGCAUGUGCCAUCAUCCCUGCAUGUGCCAUCGUCCCUGCAUGUGCCAUCAUCCCUGCAUGUGCCAUCGUCCCUGCAUGUGCCAUUGUCCCUGCGUGUGCCAUCAUCCCUGCAUGUGCCAUCAUCCCUGCAUGUGCCAUCGUCCCUGCAUGUGCCAUGGUCCCUGCAUGUGCCAUCAUCCCUGCAUGUGCCAUCGUCCCUGCAUGUGCCAUUGUCCCUGCAUGUGCCAUUGUCCUUGCAUGUGCCAUUGUCCCUGCGUGUGCCAUCAUUCCUGCAUGUGCCAUCGUCCCUGCAUGUGCCAUCGUCCCUGUAUGUGCCAUUGUCCCUGCAUGUGCCAUCGUUUCUGCAUGUGCCAUUGUCCCUGCAUGUGCCAUCGUCCCUGCAUGUGCCAUCAUCCCUGCAUGUACCAUCGACCCACUGCAUGGCCCACAGGGCAUCGCCUGCUCUGCUCCUCUGCACCUCAACUCAAGGCUGCGCGUCAACUCCACAGAGCAACCCUGCUCUGUCUUCUACAACACCUUGCUCAACGACACGUGUGCGGGGGUGGGGCGGCAGGUUGAACUGUGUUGGCCGGCGGCGUCCGAUGCGGCGUGUGAGGCGGCAUUUCACGCGCUCAACCCCGCUGUCAACUGCUCCUCCCUGAGGCCCUCCCAGGCCGUGUGCAUCGAGAGGGACCCCGCCAAGGCAAAUUUGACGGUGGUGUGCGACCAGUACUACCGGGCGCGCCUCAACGACACAUGCGACAGCAUCAGGCAGCUGGCCGAGCCUCCUCUCAGCCCCGUGGACUUCUACCGCCUCAACCCUGGCGUCAACUGCAACCAGCUCAUCCCCCUCAAGGAAUACUCGGGCUCCAUCAUCCCAAGAAAUUCUUUUGGUGCGGAGGUGGGUCACAGUGGUGCAUGGAGUAGGGUGCAUGCAGCAUGA
This is a messenger RNA of Closterium sp. NIES-65, 2094 nucleotides long. The record is from the annotation of a GenBank genome assembly. Lineage: Eukaryota; Viridiplantae; Streptophyta; Zygnematophyceae; Desmidiales; Closteriaceae.